Sparassis crispa is the source of this 1716-nucleotide messenger RNA. Its product is annotated as Vacuolar amino acid transporter 2. The record is from RefSeq and is a predicted model, not a curated record. Gene Ontology annotation, cellular component: endoplasmic reticulum. The transcript has 9 exons. Gene Ontology annotation, molecular function: amino acid transmembrane transporter activity. Bases 1 to 1716 code for a protein of 571 amino acids. Gene Ontology annotation, biological process: amino acid transmembrane transport. NCBI's taxonomy places the organism in Eukaryota, Fungi, Basidiomycota, Agaricomycetes, Polyporales, Sparassidaceae.
AUGCUUGGAAAACCUAGAAAUCGUAGUCAUGACCAGGAAGGGACCGCGAGUGAACCUCUUCUAAGACAGUCGGACGAUAGUCUCAACGGGGAGGACUCCGAUGUUCUGUUUUCGCUCGACGACGACGACCUAGCAGAAGGUUCCUCUCUCGUCAGUUCUGAAGAGCCCCAACAGCCCAAAUCGUCACAUAGCGUUCGUUUUCAGGAGGAUGUCCAGGUUAUCGGACCUCCCCUCAGGUCUACAUUUCAGAGUCGCGAAGCCGAGUAUGAGCUGGACACAGAUGACCUUGACGGUGUCGCGUUGGCUCAGCUCGACGCGGCACAGUCCCGUCGUACACCACGGGAACAGACGGUCCCAUUACUUGUCGGACUUCUCGACACUGCUACAGCUCGCAGGAGUGUAGACGGUGGUUUGCACGUGCAAAGCCCUGGUGCUAUCGACGAUGAUGAGGUAGAUCUUGAAGGACUCGCGGCGAAGGUUUUAGCAGGCGGCGGAAUACUCGAUUCCGUGGCCAACAUGGCAAACUCGAUUCUUGGCGCAGGAAUCAUUGGACUUCCGUAUGCAGUACGGCAGGCGGGUUUUGUCACAGGACUGAUACUCCUAGUUGUGCUGUGCGGCGUGACAGAUUGGACAAUCCGGCUUAUUGUUCUCAAUGCCAAGCUGAGCGGGCGGAAUAAUUACAUCGACAUCAUGGACCACUGUUUUGGUGCUAGCGGACGCGCGGCGGUAUCAUUCUUCCAGUUUGCCUUUGCGUUUGGAGGCAUGUGUGCCUUUGGCAUAAUCAUUGGUGAUACAAUUCCACACGUCAUCCGCUCAGUCUUCCCCACACUGCAUACCGUCCCCGUGCUCUCGCUGCUCACCAACCGCCAAUUUGUUAUCGCCCUUUGCACCAUCACAGUGUCAUACCCUCUCUCACUGUAUCGAAACAUUGAAAAACUCGCUCGCGCGUCCCUCCUCGCACUCAUCGGCAUGCUCAUCAUCGUUGCUUCUGUUCUCGUGGAAGGCACGCGUGUCGCGCCGGAACUUAAAGGCAGCCCAGAUGCGCGGUUUACGGUGCUCGGCCAUGGCAUUUUUCAAGCCAUAGGCGUGAUCAGCUUCGCAUUCGUAUGUCACCAUAAUUCCCUGCUAAUCUACGGCAGCUUGCGCACGCCGACCCUAGACCGGUUUACUCGCGUGACGCACAUCUCGACGUUCGUCUCGCUCGUCGCGUGUUGCACGCUGGCGAUAUCCGCGUACCUGGUGUUCACGGACAAGACGCAGGGCAAUAUCCUGAACAACUUCGCGCCGGAUGAUACUGUGAUUAACGUAGCUCGUUUCUGCUUCGGGCUCAACAUGUUCACGACUCUUCCGCUCGAGUUGUUCGUUUGCCGAGAGGUGAUCGAGCAAUACUUUUUCUCGCACGAGCCUUUCAAUAUGCAACGCCAUGUGUUCUUCACUACCGUGAUUUUGUGCUCAUCGAUGAUCAUUGCGCUCAUCACUUGUGACCUGGGGGUGAUGCUCGAGAUAACUGGCGGCGCUUCGGCGACAGCACUAGCCUACAUCUUCCCCGCCGCUUGCUAUAUGCGUCUAGCAGAUCCGGGAUCACCGUGGUAUGCGCGGACGAAACUACCUGCCCUCGUCUGUGCACUCUUUGGCACUAUCGUCAUGUGUAUAUCGCUCUUCCUUGCACUCGGGAAGACAUGGACGCCCGCGGGCGAACCACGGAUAUGUGCCUAG